UCACCGAAGAUCGAGCCACAGUGUCGGUUUCUUCGUCAUUCUUCGGCCCUACGCCCCGAUCGGGAUGUGAAAAUCAAUACAGCGCGACCCGUGAUUGUGUCCCCCAUGAAUAACGUGUUAACCUAGCAAUCCCUCUCUCGAUGAACAGUCUUCAAAUAUUCUUCGAUUAGGUUCCAUCCCGACGCGGAAAUCUUGCCCCGACGAUAAUGCCACAUCGCCGUUUAUUUAUAGACCUCGAGCGAUUCCCGUGCCGAGGUGCUAGAAGGAAAAAGUUCGCCCCGCGCUUGUACACGACUCGAAAGUUAAGUCUUUCUUCAUCUCUCGUUUCCGUCCCUGUCGAGAUCGACGUGACGUAGAACGCAUCCUCGCUUUUAAUUUACACGAGAUUUCUUAAUGUUCGAUCUUAGCUGACAAAGUGCCAAUCUGCGGCUUCCCUUCCCACCUUGCGUCGUACUCGUUUCUGAACGACUACGUCAAGUAUCUCGUGCUCGGCCCGACACGUUAACUCGUAUGGCAUCGUCUAGGUGUACCUAACCUAACUUUUCGGUGCCAGGUUUAACAAACCAAGUUCACCGUUUUCGUGUCCUUGACGCUUACCGAGAAUUAAAUAAAAACCCAGUGGAAGGGUUUUCAGCAGGCCUCAUAGACGACAAUGACAUAUAUCGAUGGGAAGUGCUUAUUAUUGGACCUCCGGAUACGUUGUAGUGGUUUCUUCAAAGCACAUUUACAAUUUCCCAAAGAGUACCCGCUCAGGCCACCAAGAAUGAAAUUUAUAACAGAAAUAUGGCAUCCCAAUAUUGAGAAAAAUGGAGAUGUGUGCAUAUCGAUUCUGCACGAACCUGGGGAUGACAAAUGGGGAUAUGAAAAAGCAUCGGAGCGAUGGCUGCCCGUUCACACGGUUGAAACAAUUCUCAUUAGUGUCAUCAGCAUGCUUGCUGAUCCAAAUGAUGAAAGCCCAGCUAAUGUAGAUGCCGCCAAAGAAUGGAGGGAAAGUUAUACGGAAUUCAAGCGGAAGGUGGCAAGGUGCGUCAGAAAAAGCCAAGAGGAGUGUUUGUAGGGGAAGAACAAAUAUUCAAACGGAAAGACUUAUUUAAUUCUGGGAAGCCGUAAGCACUGUAAGAAGGAAGCAGAAGUUCAGCAUUAAGCUAACAAGUAACAGUGCCACUAAAACGGAUUAAGCCUGACCCAUCCUUACGCAGAGAGGGAGAAAGAGAGAAUAGCAAGAGAGAGGGAAAGAGAGAGAAACGACCUCACGCUCUGUCGAAUCCCUGGACCACCGCCGCUGACAUACCGUCUAUCAACACGAAGAAUAUAAGAAUACACGCGCAGCUCACGUUUUACAUGAUAAACAGCUAAACACUAAUUUACAACUAUACAUAAAACAAGAAAAUCAUCUGUACGAAUACUACCGUAAUAUUAAUAGUUAUUGUAAACUUAACCCCCGCCCAAUGGCCCUCGUCCCCUGAGCCCGACAGCCCCGUCACCAUGUAAUUUAAAAGAAUAUGUUUACGUUUAUCACUCAAUAAUAAUUCCUUAGCGUCGUUUCGUAUUUUCUUACUUUCGUAUAUAUAAAUAAAUUUUUGUAAAGUCAAAAAUACGGGAAGCAACAAUUGUCGGAUGUAUGACAGUGAAAAGGAAUGAAAUACAUACGAAUUACUAUGGAUACAAUGAUACUGAUAUCGAGUAACAUGCAUGAUAUAUCUCAGCGAUAAGAAUAAUUAUAUAACACUUUUGCCGAACCGUAAGUUGCCAAAAUAACGAAUUCUAACUAGAGUUAUGGUAAUGAUAAUUAGUCGAUUUAACGUUAAGCGUAUGGCUAAGUACACGCUGUGAAACUUUGUACUUGUUCUGCUAUGUACGCUAACUGCAGGAGUGGCUCAUCUUCCCUCUCUUUGCACUCUAACUUGCGGUUCUACUAUUACAGAGUUAGGUUGAGAUUUCAACAAUUUUGUCCAAGUAUAUAACAAUAUUGUCAAUUAAAUUCUAAAACACCGACGAUCUUACUAAAUUUCUCUUUGUGCUUCUCUCGAAAUUCAUGUUCGUCUAGGCUGUUCGAAGAAUAGAUGUAUUGUGAUCUGAGAAAAGAGAUUAUUGUUUCUUAUUAUGUAAUGGCAUGCUCGAAAUAGAAGCGUCACUUUUUAUCCGUGUACAACUAUUAAAAAAUGGUUACCCUUCGUUACGCGAUAGGUCUCGCAAGAAAGUGUAUUUUGCUAAGUAUUUUAAAUUUCACUAUGAUUUAAAGUAUUGUUUUAAUUAAUCGGAGAUAUUUGCAGAAUGUUAAACACGUUUGCCGAAAUGA
Orussus abietinus is the source of this 2299-nucleotide messenger RNA. RefSeq names its product ubiquitin-conjugating enzyme E2 G1 (gene Ube2g1). The transcript is spliced from 6 exons. Gene Ontology annotation, molecular function: ubiquitin conjugating enzyme activity. Bases 653 to 1057 code for a protein of 134 amino acids. The record is from RefSeq and is a predicted model, not a curated record. NCBI's taxonomy places the organism in Eukaryota, Metazoa, Arthropoda, Insecta, Hymenoptera, Orussidae. Gene Ontology annotation, biological process: proteasome-mediated ubiquitin-dependent protein catabolic process; protein polyubiquitination.